AGCGCGGGAGGCUUCGGAGCAGAGGGCCUCAGAGAAGCGGGCAAUGGCGCUGCUUCACUGAAGGGAGUCCCUUUCCUCGGAAAGGCAACGCGCGGCCGGGCCGAGCACCGGUCGCGGCCGACAUGGCCUGCUGUCACAAAGUGGUGCUGCUGGUGGACACCGCGGUCGAUGCCGCUCGCCACAGCCCGGCCCGGCGUGCCGCCCUGCGCCUCCUCACUUACCUCAGCGGCCGCUUCGGCCUGCCUAGGGUCCACUGGGCCUUCAAGUUCUUCGACUCUCAGGGGGCACGGAGCCGACCCUCCCGCGUGUCUGACUUCCGGGAACUGGGGAGCCGCUCCUGGGAGGACUUCGAGCAGGAGCUGGAGACGAGGCUCGGGGAUCGCGCUCCCGGCGCCCACCUGCCCGGCCCGACUCCCAGGGCCACUCACACUCACGGUGCCCUGAUGGAGACGCUGCUAGACUACCAGUGGGACCGGCCGGAGAUCACGUCGCCCACAAAGCCGAUCCUGCGGAGUAGCGGGAGGAGACUGCUGGACGCAGACAGCGAAGCCAAGGAGGCCCUGGCCGCUCUCGGGGGCUUCGGGAACGCUGUCUUCCUCCUGGCGCCCUGCCCUCACUCGCAGAGGGAGCUGCUGCAGUUCGUGUCCGGGUGCGAGGCCCAGACUCAAGUGCCGCUAACCCCCAAGCAGGUGAUGGAGAAGGUGUUGCCCAAGAGGGUCCAGGAGGUCAUGAUCGCCCGAAAUAUAACCUUGUACUGGGUCGACACCACCGAGCGGUCUAAGUUAUGGGCCUCCCCAGACCACAUUGGGUACUGGACAGUUUGUGAACUGCUCCACCAUGGAGGAGGCACCAUCUUGCCAUCUGAAACUUGGAGCCUGGGUUUUACUAAAGUUGGGGAAACAGUGCUGCAGAGUGGUGAUGAGCUGUCACGUGACCCUCACCUCUCCUCCUGGAUCUCAGCUCUGCCAAUAGAUGCCACUGUAAACUGCCUACUCUAUAAUUCUCCUGAGUAUGAAGCCUCAUUUCCCCAAACUGAAGGAACAUUAUUUCUCCCUGUUAAAGGCAAAGAAAUUCAAGAAACAUGGGCAAUCUCCCUAGAGCCCUUAGCCAUGCAUCAGAGACAUUUCCAGAAGCCAGUAAGAAUAUUUCUAAGAGGCUCAGUGGCCCAGUGGUCUCUCCCAAUGAGUAGUGCUUUAGGCACUGACAACUGGAUGCUACAAAGUCCAGAGGGAUACAAGUCAACUCAAAGGCUGUUGUUUCAGGAGCUAGUAAGCAGGCUGACUGCUGAAGAAUUCCAUCUGGUUGCCAGUGUGGAUCCUGGUGAAGGUUGGCCCCCCAUCACAGGAAUUAUUUCCCCAUUCUCUGCCAAUGCCAUGAUUCUCACAGUUUUCCGAGCCAAAGAAGCUGAAUUUCAAAGACAUUUUCUCCAGACAGCUGUGACUGAAGGUCCCCAGGAUAUAACUUCCCUUUUCUCAGAUGUUGUAGAUAGUGUACUGACUCAGGUUCCUAAUUUAUUUGAAGAUCCUGCUUCUUCUGCCCCCUGUGUUCCAGAAUGGGUCCAGCAGGAGCUUAGUCGUACCAGCCCCUGGAGUCCAGCUCUUAUGGAAAAGUGGUUUCCUUUCUCUAACGUCAGUGGUGCCACUUCAGACUUGAUGGAAUCAUUUUGGUGGUAUCCCUCGAACUCCAGUGAGACAGAAGAUGAAUACCAUGUCCCGAUCCUUGAAGAUGCUGAAUGUGGCGAGGCUAAAUGUAAAGGCUCAGAAGUUACACCCAGAUGGUAGUCCAGACAUGGCUGUGGAGAAAGGGCUCCAAAAGACAGUGAUCGGCAGAACAGGAGAUAAAUCAGAAGACAGAGGAAGAACAUUAAGAAGUUCUAAACUUAAAGACUUUAAAACAGAAGAGGAGCUAUUGUCUUACAUACAUGAAAACUACCAAAAGACUGUGUCUACAGGAGAAAUCACAUUGUAUUCAUGUGCUCAGAAUAUGGUCUCAACCAUUAAAGUGUUCCUGAAGUCGAAGGACGUCAAAGAAUUAGAAGUGACUUGCCUGAAUCAUAUGAACAGUAACCUCUUAAAAACCAGCAAAACUCUCCGACAGAAUAUAGGGGGAAAGCUGGAUAAAGAAGACAAAGUCAGAGAGUGCCAGCUUCAAGUGUUUCUUCGCCUGGAGAUGUGUCAGCAGUGCCCCUCAAUACUGGAAAGUACAGAUGAGGUGGAACAAGUAGUGGAGGAGGUGACAGAUUUGCUGCGCAUGGUGUGUCUCACUAAGGACUCAGCAUACCUGUCAGAGUUUCUGGAGGAGAUUUUGAGACUGUAUAUUGACUCCAUCCCAGGGACAAUUGGACAACUUUACCACAGCCUGGGGUUAAAGAUUCCUCAGAAACUGGCUGGAGUCCUUCCUACAGAAUUUUUUAGUGAUGAUUCUAUGACUCAAGAGAGCAAGUCACCACCUCCCUCAUCAAGUGCUCAUAGAUCAGUGUCGGGCAUUACUGAAUCUGAGCAGCUGGAGGAGCUGCGGACCAGAUCAGCCAAGAAGAGAAGGAAAAAUGCACUAAUAAGACAUAAAAGCAUUGCAGAGAUUUCACAGACUCUUCGACAAAUUGAAGUUCCCAAAGUGUCCAAGAGAGCUAUGAGAAAUAACUCUCAACCUGCUUCUGCACAGCCACUACUCCCAAGGAAAGACACAGUUCAAGAAGUGACAAAAGUCCGAAGAAAUCUCUUCAACCAGGAAAUGAUUUCUCCUUCAAAGAGGGGACUGAAGCGGGGACUGCCUCGAAGCCAUUCUGUAUCAGCCUUGGACUGUCCACACAACAAACAGAACAACUUCAAGAAGACCAAAAGCAGUACAUUUCAAGGUUAUCACAAACUGCUGACUAAGAGUGUGGCUGAGACCCCAGUCCAUAAGCAAAUCUCCAGGCGACUGCUCCACAGACAAAUCAAGGGCAGGUCUUCUGAUCCUGGUCCUGAUAUUCAUGUAGUUGAAGAGUCUCCUGUAAAAGAGGAUGAAAUAAGUUUGAGACGAAGUCCUCGAAUCAAACAGUUGUUGUUUAACAGAACAAAUUCUGGCUCCUUCUAUUCUGUGUCUCAGCCAAAGUCUCGAAGUGUGCAAAGACUCCACUCAUUCCAGCAGAAGUCAGACCAAAGAGAAAAUUUUCCAGUCCAAAGUAAUCAAUCUCCUAAAACACUUCUUUUUGGGGCAUUAUCUGAGAUCCCUGGCUCCUCCAAAAAGGGCUCGGCUCGAAUUAGAAAGUCCUCAAGAAGCAUUUUGGAUUCUGAGAUAUCUACCGCUUACCAGACUCCCAAAAAGAGUAACCAAAAAUCUCCAAACUUUCCGAAGACUACACCAAGAAGGAGGUUCCCUCGUAUGGUACAGACCUCACUGUGCACUCCAGAAAGACUACAAAACUCCCCUACAAAAAUAACUCCAGCUGAGGGGGGCAUUUCUGAGGCAUUCUCCUCACAUAGUUACAGUUCACCAUUGGCAUCAAAGGUCACUCCCCAAAAGAGAGUCUCCCCAACAGAACAGACCUCUCCUCUUCUCACAGAGCUGCCCAGCACACCCAGGGGGCCAGACGUCCAACUACCUCGAUGCUUGUCGGACUGUGCAUGGCUAAACUCAGUGAAUUCCAGUCCAGAAAGCCCUUAUUGUCCCCCAUCCCCACCUUGCCUGACUGCCGAAUCUCAGAGUCAGUGUCUAAGCCCUGCAAGAUACUUCAGAACACCUCCACGUACAGCCCUUGCUGGCACACCUGAGCAUCAGAAGCCUGGACAGCUCUCUCUCUCUAGGGCCUCUCAGGCACAGGAACCUGCACAGGAACUACAGGAGAAAGCUGUCAAAAUCCCCAAGCAGCCAACAGACCCCAUUACUUCUUCCCAACCUCUUUCUCCUAAGGAACACUUUACUUCUGGUUGUGAUGGCUCCCAGCAUCAGCCUAGGAAAUCAUCAGCCUUCCCUCCUCCUGGAGAACUAAGUUGGAAAUCACACCCUACGUCACCCAGCACAGCUACACCUGUCUCUUACCUUGUUCCCUCAACUCCUCCCAGAACCCCACGAAGAAUGACCUCCCACCCCAUCCCCCCUUCUCCGCCAUCUAAGCUUAGGAGACUAUGGAGAAAGACCUCUAGUCCUCAAGACUUCCCAGAGUGCCAGCCUGGACCCUCUGCUGCUCCAGUGCUUGAGGCAGCUACCAGCCCAGGCGCCAUCACAGGCUCCAAAGGACAACAAUCUUGUGAAGGACAGAGCGCUGGCUUCAGGAAUGACUGGCAGGUAUCCUCUCCUGUGCUCAUUGCAAGGGACACAGAGCACCUUCCUCUGAUUGGUGAAGCCCAACUCCAUAGCCUUGAGAGCCAUGAGGUAAAAAAUGCCAUCUUGCCAGAAGGUGAGGCGCCAAAGACCACCGUUGCUGAUGAACCUCCCUCUGUGUCUGGCCCUGGGAUUCUUCCGCCUGUCCCUUCUUAUGUGUCCAGCUCCCCUGAGCUGCUGCCCUAUGGCAUGGCAGAUGGAAGGCAGAGCAAGACUGCUGCUCAGCAGGGGAGCCCACAAGCUUCGGAGGCCACUGGCAGCCCUCAGACCUAUGAGGUUGAGAUGGAGAUGCAAUCUUCUGGCCUUCCCAAGCUCCGAAUUAAAAAAAUAGACCCUGGAGCUCUUCCAGAAGUUGAGGCCCUAGGAAACGACAGCCCUCUGGGAGAGGAGUGCACCCUCCCUGCUCUCAACAUGCCCAAGGCCAAUAAGUCCUCCAGUAGAGCUGAGCACACCUAUUUGUCACCCCCUUGCCUCCUCCCCUCACACAGCACACCUGGCAAGAGUGGGGGGCAAACCUUCAUCUGUCAGUCUUGUACUCCCUCCCGCUGUCCACCCAGUACCCCAUCUCCAUUUCAAGCAGAUGUUGGGGUUUCUUGGACACCAUCCCCCAAGCAAAGUGGGAAGACCACUCCUGAAAUUAUCAAAGACUGGCCCCGAAGGAAGCGGGCGGUGGACUGCAGUGCUGGGCCCUUUGCUGGGAGAGGCGAGGCCAAUGCAGACUUCCCUGGGGCUUCAUCACUGCUUGAGCCUGAGCCUGAGCCUGAGGGAAAGGAGCAAAACCUUGAACAUCACCUCUCUAAGGUUCUUGUCUUGGAGGAUUUUGAACUAGAGGGGGUUUGUCAAUUGCCAGACCAGUCACCUCCCAAAGAUAGUGUGUCUAAGGCUGAGGAAGCCUUCUCCUGGGGACAGUUUGAACUAGGCUCCAGAAAGAGAUACCUGUCUGCCAAGGAAGAAGCUGAAUACGAUGUCAAAAGGGUCUGUGAUUCCCUGAGUGAAGAUCCCCAAGCUAGCAAGCGUGGAGAGUGGUCUCCACAUUGGAGGACACCACCACUCCGCUCUGUAGGGGAAGAUGAGGUAUUUGUUUCUGGCUCCACCCCACCCUCUGGCUGCAUGGUACGGAGCUGCCUCUCUGCCAGUGGUCUGCAGGCCCUCACACAGUCUCCGCUGCUAUUCCAGGGAAGAACACCAUCCUCUCACAGCAAGGACACCAGAGAUGAGGAGGUGGAUGUGUUCCCCUCCACUACCGAGGAGUCUCCUUUCAGCCAAGCCUUCUCCCGGAGACGGGCUUUCAGGACCUACACGAGGAAGAAGCUCAUUAGCUAGCCCUGGUAGAACAUAGCUGGAGGAUUCAGUGAGGAACACUGUGAGCCUGGCCAGAUCCCUUGCAUUCCUGGAGUGGUACUCCACAGUGGCUUUCUAUGGAUGUGGAAAUGAUGCCAAGAUCAUACCACUAACCCCAGUAAUGUGCCCAAACAAGAGUGGCCAGAACUUAAUGGAACUGAGAAAGUUCACAAGCAGCUAUGUCCCCUGUGGACUUAAAGACCUUGGGAACUUCACAGGGUGUGGUCCUAUGCCUAUAGUCCCGGCACUUGGGAGGUGGGGGCAAAAGGCUCAGAAGAUUCUGACUGCAUAGCAAGUACAAGGACAGCCUGGGCUAUAUGAAACCCUGUCUCAAAAGCACAGCAAAAAGACAUCAAGGACCUUGAGCCUUUUCCCCAGCCACUGUUGAACUUACCACUGGAAUGCCUCAUGGUCUUCAGAUUCUUAUCAUGGGCUUCAUCUGGGGCCAGACCCUGGCCCUUUGGGAAAGGUUAGGAAUCUGAUGGGGCCGCAGGGUAGCUGGUACUAUAACUCAAGCAGACUGGGAGUCCAGACAGCAAGCAAGAAUCCUAUUCCAGUGCCUCCAUACCAUGCAUGACCUUGGUGAUUCAGAGGACCACUGCCACACUGGAAAAUGGAGAAAAGAACCCUUGGCAUAGUCCCUUGAGGUGUUUGCCAUAAGGCUUGAGUUCUCUGACACAAGCGGUACAUCAUAAACUAAGACCCAUAUGUGAAAGACUACUACGCCAAAAAACUCAGUGACAGUAAAGUCAUCCUGGCUACUUAGCUUUCAGUGUGAGUGAUCAUAUUGCAGGGUCUGCCCCGAGAGCCAGCCACCUCAUGGCAGGUCUUAGCCUGAUACAUGUUUGACACCCAUGUUGACUUGUAAUCAACUAAGCCAACUUGCUGUGGAGUCUUGGCAGGAGCCUCACUUGCAGUGAGGGCUGCUUUGGUACCUUUUGUCUCCCCAGAAGGUUCAACCUUUUGUGGCCCCAGGGCUCAUUCUUCCCACUGUCAGAUUCCAAGUAAAAACUCCCAUUUCUCCUUUCA
Messenger RNA from Cricetulus griseus (Chinese hamster), 6672 nucleotides. Lineage: Eukaryota; Metazoa; Chordata; Mammalia; Rodentia; Cricetidae. The record is from RefSeq and is a predicted model, not a curated record.